Messenger RNA from Notodromas monacha, 2040 nucleotides. The record is from the annotation of a GenBank genome assembly. Lineage: Eukaryota; Metazoa; Arthropoda; Ostracoda; Podocopida; Cyprididae.
GACGGAAAAGCAUCACAGGACAGUUUUAUAGAACUUAUUGUUAUUUAACUGAUGUGGAACUGUGCUAAUGCAAUCCGCGCAGAAUCCCGUUCCAAUUAAAUUUUGAAGACCCCUGCUCAAUUCUUGGAACCAAUAAUAAUUUAAAUUGGAUCGAAUAUGCUGAAUACCGUACGGCACUGCACUUCCUUAAAAGCCCUGAAAGAAGCCUCAUCCAUCAGUCAACGAUUCAAACUGGAAACUGCAUUUCCUCCACCCUGUUUGUCAACUCAGUGAGGACGUCAACUCUGCAGAUAUAGCGACAUCUAGUAACUGAUAGGCGGCCGAACACUUACUGUACAGUACUGUACUCCGGUGGACUGAGAUUCUCGUGAUUUGUGAUAUUCGGAGUUCGACCAACUCGCUCUGUCCCGGACGAAUGAAUUAACUGAACUGGGACGCAGCUCUGAUUGCAUGAUGUUCAUACCUGUGCUUGAUAAUGGAUUAAUGUACUGAACUUGGCCGCGCGUCAUGCUAGAAAUUUCGUGCGAACGCGAAGAGCGUUAUCCGGACACGUCCGGUCAACAAAGUAGAAGGCGAAAAAGGAAGAGGAAUAGAAACUUUCCGGUGGAAGACAAUUCGGAGCCAGAACGUACUUUUCGGCCGUACAAUUAUUUCAUCGGUUUCCGUGUGGACAAUCCACAGUUGGUCGAGAACUUGCGGAGAGUUCAAGAGGCCGUUGUGGAAAAUGCACCACAGCUUCAGCGUGCCAUGAUUUCUCCGGCCACGUUUCACAUCACGCUGGCUGUUUUAAAAUUAGCCACAGAGGAUGAUGUGAAAACUGCAACCGAAGCACUUUCUGGGUGUGAUUUAACUACAGAUAUCCCGUUGGAAGUGCCAUUUGCAUCCUUGGGGCAUUUUGAUAACGAAGUCCUGUUCGCUAAACCAGCUCCUGGCGAUUCGUUGGAUCAAAUAUACGUGCUGAGGAGGAAGCUUGUGAACAUAUAUUCCGCGUACGACGAAUUUGAAGUUGUAGACCGUAAGGAGUACCAUCCGCACUUGACUUUGUUCAAACUCAUUCCGAAGAAGUUCCGAUGCGAAGUGAAGAAAAUUUUGCCGGAAUGGUACGAAGAGCACAAGCUGAACGUCUUUGGAACACAACGUGUUGAUGAUGUGAAAUUGCUUGCGAUGAUGAAACCGAAGGCUGUCUGCGGAUUCUAUCAUUCUGUGGCAAGUUUUCAACUUCUGGUUCGAGAAUGUCAGGCAUUCAGUUUGGAAUAUGAGGAAGAAUUUGGAAUAUACUGAUCCGAUUUCUCGUUCUGGGCAUGAAGAAUGGACUAUAGUCGAUCACCGAGUGGAUCAGACAUCGUAUUCAGCUCUACGACUUUUUUAAUGGGAGUGUUUUCAAAAUUUGGAAAAAAAUCGAAUCUUGGCAUUGCUCAUUUGGAAAGUCUUGGUUACCACUUCAGUGAUUUGACGAAGUUCUCGGUAUUUUUCGAAUCGCUGUCGUCCUGUAUUUUGUGAAACAAAAGCCAGUUGGACUUGGAAUUUCACGAAGAGCUUGAAUAUUGAGUCAUUCAUAACAUACAAAUAUUUUCAAGGUACAAAUUUCAGGACUUGUCAUUGCGUUUCACCCUCGGAGUAAAAAUUACUGUACAAUCUGAUUUUCUGUUCGGAUUUGGACCACUGAAGCCUAUAUCUGGAUUAGUUUAUCCACAUUGGCGUGUGUCUUCCUGUCAUUCUAUCACAGUCAAACCGCAAAUGAACUUCAAGGGACCAGCGGAAUAUUUUAGAAAUUGUAUGUAAAGUUAGUUCUACUAAGACUUUGGGUUCUCUUAUGGGGGGGUAAUCGUUCAUUGCUGUAUACAGGUGCCUUUCAAAUCUCAUUUUGAGUGUGAUCGCUGUGGAUUUUCGUAUCACCCGGUUGUGUGAAUUCGAGUUGUGAAGGGAAAAUUUGAAAAUCGUGGACGAUGAUUAAAAAGUGCGUUGAUCGUAGAAAUCCGACGCUUUUCUUCGAAUAAAAAACAACUUUUAAUUUUUGUCAACCAAACAAAAUUCUGGACG